This is a messenger RNA of Nicotiana tabacum (common tobacco), 2154 nucleotides long. The record is from RefSeq and is a predicted model, not a curated record. NCBI's taxonomy places the organism in Eukaryota, Viridiplantae, Streptophyta, Magnoliopsida, Solanales, Solanaceae.
AUGGUGCUACACUUCUAUGGAGGAGCUGCAUUGCCUAAAUCCAUCACUCACACCAAUCUAGUGUUGCUACCCAAGAAACCUAGAGUUGAGACCUUCUCUGACUUAAAACCUAUUAGUUUAAGCAACUUCAUUAACAAGGUCUUGUCUAGGGUGUUACAUGACAUAUUGGAGAGUUUUCUGCCAUCUCUAAUAUCCCCUAAUCAAUCCGGAUUUGUAAAGGGUAGGAGUAUAUUUGAGAACAUUUUAUUGACUCAGGAAAUUGUCACUGACAUAAGGUUAAGGGGAAAGCCAGCUAAUGUGGUGAUCAAGCUUGAUAUGGCUAAGGCCUAUGAUAGGUCCUCAGGGUUCUUUAAGUAUAUAAGGGAUGUGAAACAAGGGGAUCCCCUAUCUCCAGCAUUGUUCAUUCUGUCAGCUGAGGUACUUUCCAGGUCUUUGAAUAAGCUCUUUGAAGACAAGUCAUUUGUGGGAUUUGGAAUACAUAAGUGGUCUGAUCCUUUAAACCACUUGGCAUAUGCUGAUGAUACGAUAAUCUUUGCAUCUGCUCAUCCUCCCUCCUUGAGAAAGAUUAUGGCAGCGUUGGGGAACUAUGAGAAGAUAUCAGGUCAGAUGAUCAACAAAGAUAAGAGUUCAUACUACAUGCAUUCAAAGGUUGCUAAUGGAUUGUUUCAGGCAAUUGAAGCUAUUAUAGGAUUUGCAAGAGGUAAAUUCCCCUUCACAUAUAUAGGGUGUCCUAUUUUUUACACUAGAAAGAGGAAGGACUCUUAUGAGGAUCUUAUCAAGAAGGUGAAGGCUAAAUUGCAUUCAUGGAAAGGAAAGCUGCUGUCAUUUGGAGGAAAGGCAACACUCAUCUCUAGUAUGUUGCAAAAUAUGCCAGCUCACAUGUUAUCAGUCCUUGAUCCACCAAACAACAUCCUGGAGCAUCUAUAUAAGACUUUUGCUAGGUUCUUUUGGAGCACAAAGGAAGAAGGGAGAAGCAGACACUGGGCUUCAUGGCAAAAUCUUUGCCUUCCUAAAGAGGAAUGGGGCCUAGGUUUUAGGUCCUUGCAUGAUGUCUCAAGGGCAUUGUUUGCUAAACUAUGGUGGAGGUUUAGGACCACGAAAUCUUUGUGGUCUAGUUUCAUGUGGAAUAAGUAUUGCAAGAAGGAGCUACCAACAAUGGUGCAUUUUAGGGGAGGGUCUCAUGUUUGGAGACAAAUAGUGAAUGCUAGGGAAGAAGUAGAACAUGAGAUCAAGGUGGCAGAACUGCGGCAAGGGGAAGCAUGGGAUGAUCAACUGCUAGAUCAAGCUUUCAAUGAGGAAAUUGCAGAACAUAUAAGGCUAAAUGUGCAUUAUGAAGGCAGUGAGAGAUAUUGGGAUAGGCCAUACUGGAUGCCAACUCCUUCAGGCAAGUUCAGUGUUAGCAGUGCUUGGCAAAUAUUAAGACAUAGGGCUGAUCCUAAACAUGAAUUCAAGUUAAUGUGGAUUAAAGGUUUGCCAUUUAAGAUAUCCUUAUUUUUGUGGAGAUUGUGGAGGCAGAAAAUAGUCACUGAUGACAUGUGGAAGAGGCAAGGGAAAAUGGUGAUGUCUAGGUGUUGGUGUUGUCAGCAGUCCCAAGAGGAAUCCAUUGAGCAUAUGUUUGUCACAAGUCCUACUGCCUCUAAGCCACUAUUUCAAGCAGUACCAACUAUCAUCACUUGGGAGCUUUGGAAGAGAAGAAAUGCAGGUAAACAUGGGGGGUUAGUGUCCACAAAUAGGGUGAUUCAUGAGACAAAUAGGACAUUGCAUCAACUGGCAAGGGUGAGGGCAGUGGACCUGAGAGUGACAACUAAUGUGGUAGCUGAAGCUAAGGCUAUUCUUCAAGGGUUGGAAUACUGUGUGGAGCAUGAUCUUCACCCUUUCAUAUUGGAGGCUGAUUCAUUGGUGAUAGAAUGGGAAUGGGAUCCUCCUUGGCUCAAGCCUGGCCUUUGCCUUGCAAAACCUGUUAAAGCCAACCCAAGCCUGGCUUUUACCUUGCAAAGCUUGCUUAAAGCUAACUCAUUUCUGGCUAUUGCUGUGCAAAGCCGGCCUAAAGCCAGCUCAUGCCUGUUCACUGCAUAUGGAGAUCAUAUAGUAGCUACAAUUGGAAGACUAUGCUGGCUUCAACUCUGUGGUGGAGAUGUUUGGAAUUCAUUUUAG